CCGUGUCACAAUCUUGUACGCAAUCGUACACGUAAUGGUAUCCAGUAUCAUUUGUACUCGGUGGUGUACAUGUGUUUAGUGUUUGUGGCUAAGCCGGUAAAAUUACCUUAAAAUUAAAAAUGGUUUUAAAAGUUUUUAUUUUUCUUAUGUGUAUAUUGUUUGUGAAUACUACUGUGGUUGAUUAUAUUAGUGAAGCGGAUUUUAACAGAUAUGCACCUACUUUGGUAAAAACAUUAGUUGAUCUUCAAAAGGGCGAUUUUGUUUCUCAUUAUUAUGGUUUAAAAGUAUUCCACGUCUUUAAUUUUGAACUUCCUUUAAAAUUGUACUGGGAUUCUUGUGCUCAAGUUGAUGAAAACUUUGAUGUAAAAGCAUCAGCAGAAGAUAUUUAUAAAGCGAUUACAAUAUGGACGAUAAGUUUAUGUGAGGAGCGUAUAAAGGUUCUUAAAAGUAGUAAGAACAAGGACGCCCCUAGGGUUCAAGGUUUAAAUGGUAAACUACCUACUGAUGACAUUUUAAAGGUAAAACUUUAA
Agrilus planipennis (emerald ash borer) is the source of this 530-nucleotide messenger RNA. RefSeq lists its product as uncharacterized. NCBI's taxonomy places the organism in Eukaryota, Metazoa, Arthropoda, Insecta, Coleoptera, Buprestidae. The record is from RefSeq and is a predicted model, not a curated record. The transcript is spliced from 3 exons. Bases 120 to 530 code for a protein of 136 amino acids.